Molecule: messenger RNA, 492 nt
Organism: Acanthosepion pharaonis
Lineage: Eukaryota; Metazoa; Mollusca; Cephalopoda; Sepiida; Sepiidae
Source: the annotation of a GenBank genome assembly
AUGUUCUUUGUUUGUAUGUACAUAUGUACAUGUGCUUUCUUUUGUAUUCUUGUCAUUUUUUUCUCUUUUAAGCUUUUUCUUUCUUUUCCUCAUUAUUUUUUCAACACCUCAUUCUUUCUCUCUGAUCCCAACAGAUUGUAUUAUAAAACUAGAGUUAAAGCUUUGAGACUGUAUUUUUCCCCUUUUUUAUAUUCUUCUUCUUCUUCUUCUUCUUCUUCUUCUUCUUCUUCUUCUUCUUCUUCUAAUUUCUUCUUCUUCAGUAUAAUGUUCUUCAUGUUCUUUAUCUCUAAGUUAAAGAUUUCUUUCUUUUCUUCUAUUUCACCCUCUUAUCUCAUUUGUCUUCCACUUUUCUGCAUUUUCCGUUCCUUUCUCCCCGCCAUUAUUCUCUCCUCCCGCUUUAUUACCUCCACACACACACACCACCAACCAACUGCUGCUGCAGUUGCUGGUAGCCUUGAACUAAAAUUUUCAGAUGUUCAAUUUUCUUCCUGA